GAGCGCAGGAUGUAUUAGAAUCUGAAAUCCUUCUCUAGGAUAUGAUGUGCUUAGUAAAACUUUAUCUACAGGUUAGGAUAUUUUAAUAUGAAUUUUAAAAAUGGACUUGAAAGAUCUAGAGGAAGAGGUUGUGACAGCAUUGCCUGAAGAUAUGAGAAAAGGUUCUAAUCCCUAUGGUUUUCCAUGGGAAUUGCUGAUAUGUGCAGCAAUUGUUGGAUUUUUUGCUGUUUUCGUGCUUCUGUGGAGAAGUAUUCGAUCGAUAAGAAGCCGGCUUUAUGUGGAAAGAGAGAAAAAGCUUGCUGUAGAACUUUCUGCACUCAUUGAAGAAAAAUGUAAAUUACUUGAAAAAUACAGCCUCGUACAAAAAGAGUAUGAAGGCUUAGAGUCAUUAAAGGAUUCCAGUCUUGAGAAGGAGUCAACAGAAGCUCAAAAUUUGGAGGCACUCUGUGAAAAACUGAACAGUUCCAAAUCUGAAUUUGAGGAUGAAAUACUCUUUCUAGAAAAAGAGUUAAAGGAAGAGAAAUCUAAACAUUCUGAACAAGAUGAAUUGAUGGUGGAUAUUUCAAAAAGGAUACAGUCCUUAGAAGAUGAAUCAAAAUCACUCAAAUCACAAGUAGCUGAAGCCAAAACAACCUUCAAAAUAUUUCAAAUGCAUGAAGAACGACUUAAGAUAGCUAUAAAAGAUGCUUUGAGUGAAAAUUCCCAACUUCAGGAAAGCCAGAGACAGCUUUUACAAGAAGCUGAAGAACUGAAAGAACAAGUGAGUGAACUUAAUAAGCAGAAAAUAACAUUUGAAGACUCCGGAGUAUAUGCAAAACAAGUUCUGUGUGAUAAAGAAAAUCAGAUCAAGUCCCUGACUGAACGCUUGCUAAAGAUGCAAGAUUGGGCUGCUGUGCUUGGAGAAGACUUGAUGGAUGAUAACUUGGAAUUGGAAAUGCAGACCGAUUCAGAAAAUGGUGCAGUCUUAGAUAAUGAACCAAAAGGAGCUUUGAAGAAGCUGAUUCAUGCUGCUAAGUUAAAGGCUUCUUUAAAAACCUUAGAAGGAGAAAGAAACCAAAUAUACACUCAAUUAACUGAAGUAGAUAAAACAAAGGAAGAUCUUACAGAGUGUAUUAAAAAUAUCCAGACUGAACAAGCAGCUUUGCAGCCAGAAAAUGAACAUCUUGAAAAUGAGAAUCAAAAGCUUCAGCACAAACUUAAAGUAAUGAGUGAACUGUAUCAAGAAAAUGAAAUGAUACUUCAUAGGAAAUUAACAGUAGAAGAAAAUUACCGGUUAGAGAAAGAAGAAAAACUUUCUAAAGCAGAUGAAAAGAUCAGCCAUGCAGCUGAAGAGCUGGAGACCUAUAGAAAGCGAGCCAAAGACCUUGAAGAAGAAUUGGAGAGAACCAUUCAUUCUUAUCAAGGGCAGAUUAUUUCUCAUGAGAAAAAAGCACAUGAUAAUUGGUUGGCAGCUCGGACUGCUGAAAGAAACCUCAAUGAUUUAAAGAAAGAAAAUUCUUACCUCAGACAAAAAUUAACUGAAACAGAGCUUAAAUUUGAACUUUUAGAAAAAGAUCCUUAUGCACUUGAUGUUCCAAAUACAGCAUUUGGCAGAGAGCAUUCCCCAUAUGGUCCCUCACCAUUGGGUCGACCUUCAUCUGAAACGAGAGCUUUUCUCUCCCCUCCAACUUUGUUGGAGGGUCCACUCAGACUCUCACCUUUGCUUCCAGGGGGAGGAGGAAGAGGCUCAAGAGGCCCAGGGAAUCCUCAGGACCAUCAAAUUACUAAUGAAAGAGGAAAAUCAAGCUAUGAUCAGUUUUCUGAUCCUCACAGGGAACCUUCUGACACCGGGUCCCUUUCACCUCCAUGGGAACAGGAUCGUAGGAUGAUGAUUCCUCCAUCUGGUCAACCUUAUUCUGAUCCAGCUCUUCCUCCACAAAGGCAAGACAGAUUUUAUUCUAAUACUGGUAGACUAUCUGGACCAGCAGAACUCAGAAGUUUUAAUAUGCCAUCACUGGAUAAAGCAGAUGGACCAAAGUCUCCAGAAAUGGAAUCCAGUGGAAAUGAUAGCAAAGACGAUCUUGGUAAUUUAAAUGUGCCUGAUGCAUCUCUCCCCACCAAAAGUGAAGCAACUGGCCCUGGCUUCGUUCCUCCAAUCAGAGGUCCAUUGUUUCCAGUGGAUGCAAGGGGCCCGUACAUGAGAAGAGGUCCUCCUUUUCCUCCACCUCCGGGAAGCAUGUACGGACCUCCCCGGGAUUAUUUUCCUCCAGGGGACUUUCCUGGUCCACCACCUCCUCCAUUUGCAAUGAGAAAUGUCUACUCACCGAGAGCUUUUCCUCAUUAUCUUCCCCCAAGAGCUGGAUUUUUCCCCCACCCUUACCCCCACAUCCUGAAAGUAGAAGUAAGUACCCAUCAGGGUUGAUUCUGCCUUCAAGUGAGCCUACUACUGAAUGAACAUCCAGAACCACAAGAAACUACAAUAAUUUGCAGUCUCUCGUCAAAAGUAUUUUGACUUCUUUCAUUUUCAGUUUAGCAGCUUUUGCUUAAGUAAUUAUACUUAAUGCUCAAAUUGGAGCUUAAUGGAAUUACAUUGUCAGGAUCGUAUUUUGUAAAUAAAGAUAAUUUAAAUAUGAAUUUAAUUAAUAAAUUAUUUCUAUUUUACUUUAUUCUACAUAAUUUCACUAUUUUAAUUUGAGUAACAAAUCCACUAUCACAUAAACAAUAAUGGGAGUUUCCUAUAUUUAAUCUUGUAGUUGGAGAUGUUUUAAACUCCAAAGGCUGUAUCUUUAUGCCAAGAACUAUAUUUACUAUGGUUGUAGACAAAUGUGAAAGUGACUGUAUGCUUAAUUAAAUAAAUUUUAAUUGAUUUAAA
Molecule: messenger RNA, 2851 nt
Organism: Miniopterus natalensis
Lineage: Eukaryota; Metazoa; Chordata; Mammalia; Chiroptera; Miniopteridae
Source: RefSeq, a predicted model, not a curated record